AUGAGCAAUAGUUUAAUUCACCCUCAUUCUUCUUCUUCUUCUUCCCAAUUAUCCCAUCAUAGCAGAGUUAGCAAUGGCAGCCAAGCAUGCGCUGCGUGUAAGUACCAACGAAGGAAAUGUGCAUCCGAUUGUCCAUUAGCUCCUUAUUUUCCUCAUGAUCGGCAAAGAGAAUUCCUCAAUGCGCACAAAUUGUUUGGUGUUAGCAAUAUUACUAAAAUCAUACGUGGUCUUACCACUGUCCAAAAAAAUCACGCAAUGGCAACUAUUAUUUUUCAGUCUAAUAUGCGUGCUAAAGAUCCUGUAAACGGAUGUUUAGGGCUGAUUAGGCAUUUAGAAUAUCAAAUCGCAUAUUACAAAUCUGAAUUGCAUGCCAUUUGUCAACAGAUUGAGUAUUAUAAGGUUCAAUUUUAUAAUCAGCAACAGCAACAGCAACAACAACAACAUGCAGUUCCAUUGUAUCAAAUUGCAUCCCUUGGUUCUGUACCUAAUCCGCGGAUUGAGAUUGAAUGCGAGCAGAAUAAUACUUCUGCCGAAGAUCAUAACAAUAGUUAUCAUCAAAUCAAUAAUGAAUUCGUUUCUUAUCAAAAUAAUAUUGAUAAUUUCCAGCAAUAUCAAAAUUUGAUGCGGUUUUAUCAUAACGAUGAAGCCAAUCAAGGAAACAAUCAACAAAAUUUUAUUCCGUAUGUUUCUCCCGGAAUCGCUAAUCAAAACGAGCAGUAUUCGUGGAUUGCUAAUCAACAGGAGGCUAUGUUAGCCUCAUCGAGUAGCAGUACGAAUCAUGGCCGCCAGGGUUUUGUAAUGAAAAAUGAAUUUGGUGAGGAAUCGGAGAUGAAGCCGAAAAUCCAUAUGAUUGGAAAUGGUAGCGGAGAAUAUGAAAGUAAAUUUAAUAAUUGUUCUAACGUUGAUAUGUCGUAUUCAGAUCAUAAUCUUCAAAGUGACAGAUUUAAUGAAGAGGUGGUUACAUUGAAAGAAGAAAAUGAUAUACUGGAAAACCAAGAAGAUGAAUCCUUACACCAUAUUUAUGGACUUGAUUUAAGGAAUCCAGCGUCAUUGUUUACGGUCACAAAUUGA
Messenger RNA from Amaranthus tricolor (Joseph's coat), 1071 nucleotides. RefSeq names its product LOB domain-containing protein 22. The record is from RefSeq and is a predicted model, not a curated record. Bases 1 to 1071 code for a protein of 356 amino acids. Lineage: Eukaryota; Viridiplantae; Streptophyta; Magnoliopsida; Caryophyllales; Amaranthaceae. The transcript is spliced from 2 exons.